Messenger RNA from Akanthomyces muscarius, 5058 nucleotides. RefSeq lists its product as uncharacterized. The coding region runs from base 1 to 5058 and encodes 1685 amino acids. Gene Ontology annotation, cellular component: nucleus. Gene Ontology annotation, molecular function: ATP binding; ATP-dependent chromatin remodeler activity; protein binding. Lineage: Eukaryota; Fungi; Ascomycota; Sordariomycetes; Hypocreales; Cordycipitaceae. The transcript has 2 exons. The record is from RefSeq and is a predicted model, not a curated record.
AUGGCACAGCCAUUGUCAGAAGAUCCAUUCCUUUGGGACAUCGACAGGGUCUGCAUAGAGCUGUGCUCUGAUGGCGCAGAGUGGACUCAGGAUGUCUCGGCGCUCGAGUCGCGCUUGCGCGAGAACCUCGUCGAUGGCGAAACGUUGUUAACAUACGAGCUCACUUUUUCGAAAAAGGAACUAAUGGAAUGCCUUGGUAUCACGGCUGCUCGUCACCGGGCUAAACUUGCGAGGAAUAUUAUGAAUCUCCAGAGUCAAAGUCCCAGGUUUCGCGAAGAAAAAAGCUGUAUCGAAAGCGGCGACGCUCCUGAAGUUUCUCGGCAAGCUCAGACGCCGAUUGUUCCUGUUCCAUCACCAUCUCGAGGUGCGCCGACGAAUUCUGCUCCAGUCUCCGCCCAACCCAAUACUUUUACCCUUGGGCAAUCAAAAAUAUCCGACAGGUCUCCCAAAAAAACUCGCCGCGUGGUCCCCACGCUGGUUAGCGACAUACAACCCGGCAUUUCUGCUGAGCGAAUGCAGGGUUUUGAGGAGCCGCAGCCAGCAAGUGCCCAGGCUACGCGUGUCGCUCGUGCUCCCUCGCCAGUGAGAGACUCGUCCACCGCAUAUCUAGGCCAGCAGGCGGUAACUCAAGAUCUGUAUGCACAUUACAACUCCGAUAGUGGCUCAGACACCUUCGGCUCAAUCGCAAACCCGUCUCAGCCUCGCGGGAAGAGGAAGGCCAUCUACUCCAUCGUCAAAAAAUAUCUGCUGAAAAACAACCGGAAAGUCUCCAAAAUCCAGUCGGGAGUCAACACUGGUGCCCUCUCUGACGAAGGCCAGGAGAUUGUCAACUUUGACGAACUGGCAUCCCUCGACGAGGAUACUCUUCGUGAGAUAGCGGACGAGGAAGAGGAGAACAGGCAGGGGGACUCAUUUAUACUUGGAUCAGAGCUUGUCGAGGAAAUCAUUAACGAGGAAAUCGCAAAGAUUAAAGAAGGGUGGGGAGAAAAGAAGCUUCCCAAGCACCAAAAAACGGCGUUUCGUCUGUGGACUCACGCGAGAAAACACGGCCUUUUGCGUCAACAGGCUUUUGCAGCGCUGAAACAGGCAGAGCACCUUCGCAAUCGCCUAAGCACGCUGACCAGAGACCUGAGAGUGCUGCCUUGGAAAGCGCAGGACGAGUUGCGUUUUCAGGUGCACAUUGUCGAGCAAACGGUGGUCGACAAGUUGCAUCAGGAGUGGCUCACCAACUUGUUCUCCUUGCGAAGUGCACCACCGAAACCUCCACCUAUCCUGACUCAACGCAACCUAUCCCAAUCCAAAAAGUUUAUUCACAACGACGAGCUUUCCAGCUCUGAAGAAGAAGAAGAGCUUCUGGAUAAAUUUGUUGUUGACGACGAGCCUGCGUUUGCAGAUUCUGCACGCAGCCAUCUUUCGCCAGCUGGCCGCCAUCUUCCCCCUUCACACCUGCACUCGCCGCAUAGCCCUAUUUCUUCCAACUCCAUGAUCCCCCCCACCAGCCCUGCUUCUUCCAUCUUUCUCCCUCCUGCCAGUCAGCCUGGUUCGUUUAUUGAUUUGACUCAGGUUUCUGACGUCGAAAUGGAAAGCGCAGAGGUAAAGAUGGUGCCGAGCACAUUUGAUCCUUUCACUCAAUCUCUGCUAGCGGAGAUUGGUAACACGUCUCCCAAAGUCUGGGCCCAACAAAAAGAUCGCUUUCGCCUUGCCAUUUCCAUUCUGUGGAAGCUUGACUUUGACAGGCGUGAGGCGCUUUUCCAGUCUCUUGCUGGAUCCAGCAUCUCCAAUAUUUGGAUGGACCUAGUCGACAAAGCUCAUGAGAGGCUCGCUGCCAGCGACCAAACAUCUACACCAGAUGCGGCGUUCGAUUUGACGCUCGUUUAUCUAAGCUUCCUCAAGUGCAGAUAUUACAAAGAGCAGAAGGUCUCGAAAAUGAGCCAAAAAGACGUGGAAAAGUUGGAAGACUCGGAGGAGUCUUUUCCCCCAUUCUGUGGCUUUCUUGCCACGAUCAAAGACGCAUUUCCGCAGCGAAAUCAGAUCGCUCGUUUGGACGAAUUCGACGACGAACCCAUGGAGCUGGACGAGCUAGGACCAGAUGAAACCACUUCCAAAUCGGCUAGCACCAAGAAGAACAAAAAGAAGGCGAUUAUUCUCGACAAAAGUGGUGUUGAGCUCCGUGAGCGUGAAGCCCGGGAUGCGAAAGAGCGUGAACGGCGCAGAGACAAGAACCGUGCAAAUAUACAGAUUGCGACUUCAUAUGAUGUCGCUUCUACACAGUCGCCUCGAUUCAUCAUCAACGAAUCUAAAGCGGACAACGAAGGGUUCAUUUAUGUUCAUCCUAAGAUUUCUUCCCGCAUCAAAGAUCAUCAGAUCGACGGUGUUCGAUUUCUCUGGAACCACAUUGUGCAAGACCAAAGCAAGCGCCAAGGUUGCCUUUUAGCCCACACCAUGGGCUUGGGCAAGACAAUGCAGACAAUCACCUUUCUAGCGGCACUGCGAGAGUCUGCACUGUCAAAAGACCCUACAGUGCGUGACCAGAUACCUCGAGAUUUACGCGAUUGCAAAGUCUUGAUCCUGUGCCCGGCGGGUCUGGUUGACAACUGGAAGGAGGAGUUUGAGGAGUGGGCUCCUGAGCACUUAAUGGGAGACGUUAUCACCAUUGACGCAGCGCAAAGCACUUACGACAGAAUGGACAACGUCAAAGAUUGGGCUGCGCAUGGCGGUGUGCUAAUAAUCGGAUACACUAUGUUCAAGUCAGGAUUCAGACGAAGCGACAAGAACAUUGUUACCAUGGAUCGAAUUCUCGUCGAACACGCAACUGUGGUUGUCGCAGAUGAAGCCCACACUUUAAAGAACCCAAAAGCCAAAAUCACACAACUCGCAUCAGAGCUCAAGACAAGCACGCGAAUUGCCUUGACUGGUUCACCGCUCGCGAAUAACGUCGAAGAGUACUACGCAAUGAUCAAUUGGGUUGCUCCAAAUUUCUUGGGACCGCUGCAAGAGUUCCGCGACAUGUACGCUACUCCUAUCCAUCAGGGCCUCUAUCAUGACUCAACCAACUACGAGAAGAGAAAGGCCAUGAAGUUGCUCCAAGCUCUCAAAACAACUGCGGCGCCGAAAGUUCACCGCGCGACCAUCAAAUCAUGUUUGAAGCACGAGCUUCCGCCGAAAGAAGAAUUUGUCAUUUCGGUCCCGCCUACCGAAUUGCAACGCAGAUUGUACGACCUUUACAUGCAAGGCACUCAUAGCAGUGGAGAGAAGGUCAAUCAGGCCAACUUAUUUGGUGUUUUGAAUCAUUUGGCGCUGAUUUGCGCACACCCAGCUGCAUAUCGCAAAAAGGUCAUUGAGCUGAAGAGCAAAUCAGACCUUGGGCAAGAUGUUGCAAGAUUCCCCAUGGAAACAAUCCCUCGGAUCAUGAGUAUGACAACUGUUCCAAACCUGGAUCGGACCGAGCUGUCGUACAAGGUUGAGCUUCUGAAUAAGAUUCUGGACCAAUCGAGCCGACUCGGCGACAAAGUCUUGGUGUUUAGCCAGUCGAUUCCGACUUUGAAUUACCUGACCGCCCUUUUCGAGAAGCAGAACCGAAAAUUUCGUCGUCUUGAUGGCUCAACUCAGAUAUCAAAGCGGCAGGAGAUGGUUAAGAGUUUCAAUACAGGCGGUGAAAUGGUUUACUUGAUCUCCACCAAUGCAGGUGGUGUUGGUCUGAAUAUACAUGGUGCCAAUCGAGUCAUUAUCUUCGACUUCAAGUGGAACCCUGUCCAAGAUCAGCAAGCCAUUGGCCGAGCCUACCGCAUCGGUCAAACGAAGCCGGUGUUCGUGUACCGUUUCGUGGUUGCGGGUUCGUUCGAGGACGAUUUGCAGAACAAGGCGGUCUUCAAGAUGCAGCUAGCAUCUCGGGUUGUGGACCAGAAGAACCCCGUCAGCUGGUCAAAGCGGCUCGCCAACUUGAUGCAUCUGAUCAAAGAUGUUGACGCCACCGAUGCCCGAUUUGACUUCAAGGGCAAGGAUGCUGUUCUUGACCACUUGCUGGAUCAUGACAGAAGCCGGGCCAUCCUUUCAAUCAUGUCUUCGGACACGUUCGAGGAAGAAGACGAGACGGCAACGCUGACAGCUGAGGAGCGUCGGGAAGCUGACAGCAUGGUUGAGCGACACAACCUGCGUAUGACGGAUCCAGAAAAGUACAUGCGAGUGAUGGAAGCAGAGAGGAUUGCCAGCAACCAGAGACCUGCUUCGCAUAUUGCGUCGAGCAAACCGAACAAGGACUGGUUUCCAGAGCGGCCCGACCAUGCCUUUGAAACGUCGACACUUUCCAGUCACAUUGCGCCACCGGCUUCAGCUCAUGUGGCACAGACGCACGCAUCGGUGCCAAUGCCAAUCCUAGGAGCUAACACCUACUACGGCAACAGCGGCGGUUCUGAUUUCAAUCCAGUCUACCCCUUGCGCAGCAAUGGCGUCUCUGCCUUCAACGAGGAGUCAUGUCGACUCGCGCGAGAGAAUUUUCAGCACAAGCUGGCUCUUGCGCUGACCUCACUUGAGACACGACACCCGAAAUUCCGGUUCAAUGUAGCAUCGAAAGUUGACUCCAUCAGCAGCGAAAUUCAAGCUGAGCGAGACAAGCAGCAGAAGGGACCAUCACACGAUACUCUACGCUGGAACAUGCUGUCUAGCAAACUCGGUAAUCAGAAGCUUCUUCUGGCAAUUGCAUCGGGCCAGCUUUCCGGAAAGUUUUUGGGCAGCGCCGAUGAGGACACCAUGCAACACCGCAUUCAGCUGCAGGAGAGCCUCCCUGACGAAUGGUUCUUGAGCAAUAUUGAAAUGGGGGGCAAGCCAAAGGACCCCGAGAGCCUGUCGAACAUUAUGCGAUCGCCGACCCGCUGGGUUGAUAAUAGAAUUAACAAAGCACAGGCAAUGGACGACGCGCGAGUAGUGCGACGGGCAUCGGACAUGCGAAACGACGUGCGAGCCGAACGAGCGCCGGACCUUCCAUCAUGGGCGAGCAAGGUACUAGGCGGGACGAGUGGCCAGGGACGGCUGGCGGAGAGCUUGCUAAACAAACGAAUGUAA